Messenger RNA from Pelobates cultripes (western spadefoot toad), 24144 nucleotides. NCBI's taxonomy places the organism in Eukaryota, Metazoa, Chordata, Amphibia, Anura, Pelobatidae. The record is from the annotation of a GenBank genome assembly.
GUUAGCCGCAAGGCUAACAAGACAUUUGCCCAGGGCAUUUGGGGGCGGAUUUUCUUGCCGCCCCCUGGAAAGUGCCACCCAAGACAACUGCCUUGUUUGCCUAUCGGCUAAUACGUUCCUGGUCGUUAUCUUGGGGCCCCAAGCAAUUGCUUGGUUUGAUUGCCUUGUCGCGACGGGCCUGACUGUAUGUGUCUGUUAGUGAGUGUGUAUGUCUGUUAGCUAGUGUAUGUGUGUCUGACACUGAGUGUAUAUGUGUCUGUCAGUGAGUGUGUAUGUGUAUUUAGAAGGUGGGGUAGGGCCCCCCAGGCUGGCAGCGGCAGGCACGAUGGAAGCACUAAUCUUCCUGUUCAGCUCCCUCGCGUGCACGGCAGUGAUGCCGGAGCCGGAAUAUGACGUAAUUCCGGCCCCGGCAUCACUAUGCGGCGCAUAGUAAAGAUCCUUAAGUUUGACUUUGAGAUUUUAUUUACUUAACCAGCUGUUGAAAACAAACAAGAACAUUCCAAAUGUUAACCGAAAAUAGAUUAGUUCUAAAAUAUUACAUAUUGUUAUUCACUGAACUAGGAAUUGUAGAGAAAUGUCAAGAAAACUAAAAAUGUUUUAUCAAAACAAAUCCCCACUUACAAGGUUAUUCACUGAACUAUAGCUAAAAUGCAUCAAGCUGAGUCUGUAGGCGAGAGAUAUUUUUUCCUGAGCAUUUUCUCUAAAUUUUGCAAUAUGGGUUUUAAAUGUGUUAGCAUUGUAAGCUUAGUGAACUUUAUUAAUCUUUAUGAAAUACUCAUUAUGACUGUGUUGGAAUUUUAGUGAAAUUCCAACACAGUCAAGAGAGAGAGACAAAUUAUGGACUACUUUGUCUCUAUAUUUCCCUUCCGCAUGACUUGUCUUGAUACAAGGCUGAGCCUAAGUGUCAAUCCCUGCAGCGAAUUGGCUGUGUCUAUAAAGCCUCGCUGUGGUCUCCCCCAUAGACCUCAAAGCUGUACUCUUGCGCACGUGUGUUGGCGCUGACGAGGACCUCGCCGGAUCAAAAUGUUGGCGCGCAGGAGAGACUGGUUCAGGUGUGUAAACUCACCUUUACCUUACCCCCACCCCUGGGCAACGAGCGGCAAUGUCAUCGUCAAGGGAAUUCAGCAAAGUCCCCAAAGAGUGGGCUAUGUUUUCAAUAUCUUCACAGAUCACUUUGAGUGCCUGAGAAUUGUCAGGUUAGGUGAUAUAGCUCUGCCCCUGCUGGAUUAGUGGAUACACCCCACACCAUGGAGCAGGUAUUGCCAUCCCGCACCCACCACCAACACAGUGCACCACUCCUGUCCUAUUAGUGACACAAGCAAAACCCGGACAAUUCCCGCUCCUUAACCCCUUAAGGACCAAACUUCAGGAGUAAAAGGGAAUCAUGACAUGUCAUGUGUCCUUAAGGGGUUAAAAACGGGUUCAAGGAGCGAAAACAGCAAAAAACGCGAUUGUCCUCUGCGGGGACCCGUCCAGGGCGCCCGGCUACGUCACUCCCCCGGCGGCCAUAUUUGAUUAGGGAAUCGGCUUCUCACUCGAAAGCCGCGAGCAGAGAGCGAGCGAGCGCGCGGUCUCGGCUGGUUUCCCUCUCUCGGCAGCUCCUAUACAAAGCGGGCGCUAACAUGGCGUCUCCCCGCCGUUUUGUUUCUGUGUGGCGAUCCCCGCGGGCGGAGGCGGCUCCCUGACGGAGGUGGGGGGGGAUAACGCUGGGCUCUCCGUCUCACAGUCCGCGCGCGCGGUAAGGCCAGGCUAGAUCUCGCGAGACUCGGCGCACGCGCUCGCUCCUGGGUCCCUGAGCGCGCGCUCCGAACGCCCAGCGCCAGCAGGGGGGCCUCGCGGUGGGUCCUUUCCUUUUUUUUUUUUUUAGGUGUCUUCAUAAAAUGCCUGCUGCCGCUCGGUUUCUUUUUUCAAGAUGGCGUCGAUGAGGGAGAGCGACACCGGCCUGUGGCUUCAUAACAAGCUGGGCUCGGCGGACGAGCUCUGGUCUCCCCCCAGUAUCGCCUCGCUGCUCACGGCCUCCGUCAUCGACAACGUGCGGCUCUGCUUCCACAGCCUGUCCUCCGCCGUCAAAAUCAAACUGCUCCUGGGGAUACUGCACCUCCCGCGCCGGACCGUGGACGAGGUGAGACCCCCCCCCCGGCUCCCAGGGGCCCCAAAUACCGGGCCUCCAGCCAGUACAGCACUACAACUCCCAGCAUGCAUUGCCAGGGGAGCUGCGGGUCUAUCAUUGCCCAGCACUGCCCCCAAAUCUCCCAGCUUUAUUAAUACCCCCCACCAUGUACCCCCACUGAAACAGCUCCUGUGUGCCCUCACCCGUCACACAAAUCUCCCAGCUUUAUUAAUACCCCCCCCCACCACCCCCCACUGAAACAGCUCCCUGUGUGCCCUCACCCUGUCACACCAAAAUCUCCCAUUAAUACCCCCCACCAUAUACCCCACUGAAACAGCUCCCUGUGUGCCCUCACCCUGUCACACCAAAUCUCCCAGCUUUAUUAAUACCCCCCCUGCAAUACCCCCCACUGAAACAGCUCCCUGUGUGCCCUCACCCUGUCACAAAAUCUCCCAGCUUUAUUAAUACCCCCACCAUAUACCCCCCACUGAAACAGCUCCUGUGUGCCCCUCACCCUGUCACGCAAAUCUCCCAGCUUUACAUACCCCCACCAUAUACCCCCACUGAAACAGCUCCUGUGUGCCCUCACCCUGUCACACCAAAUCUCCCAACAUUACCCCCCCACCCAUCUGUGUGCCUCACCCUAUCACACCAAAUCUCCUUCUACUAUAUACCCCACUGAAACAGCUCUCUGUGUGCCCUCACCCUGUCACACAAAUCUCCCAGCUUUAUUAAUACCAUACACUAAACAGCUCUUGUGCCCCUCACCCUGUCACACCAAAUCUCCCAGCUGACCCCAACAGCUCCUUGUGCCCCUCACCCACACCACCCCCACCCCCCACUGAAACAGCUCCUGUGUGCCCUCACCCUGUCACACCAAAUCUCCCAGCUUUAUUAAUACCCCUGAAACAGCUCCUGUGUGCCUCACCCUGUCACACAAAUCUCCCAGCUUUAUUAAUACCCCCACUGAAACAGCUCCUGUGUGCCCCUCACCCUGUCACAAAAUCUCCCAGCUUUUAUUUACCCCCACUGAAACAGCUCCCUGUGUACCCUCACCCUGUCACACCAAUCUCCCAGCUUUAUUAUUUACCCCACCACUUUCAAAACAGCUCCUGUGUGCCCCUCACCCUGUCACAAAUCUCCCAGCUUUAAUUCCCGAAACAGCUCCUGUGUGCCCUCACCCUGUCACACAAAUCUCCCAGCUUUAUUUACCCCCACUGAAACAGCUCCCUGUGUGCCCUCACCCUGUCACACCAAAUCUCCCAGCUUUAUUAUUACCCCACUGAAACAGCUCCCUGUGUACCCUCACCCUGUCACACCAAAUCUCCCAGCUUUAAUAUCCCCCCCACCAUGUACCCCCCACUGAAACAGCUCCCUGUGUACCCUCACCCUGUCACAGGUCACACAGUAACACAGUAUUACUGCAGGGCUCAAGGAGAGAGGGGAGAAACUGCAAUAAUAAACAUUAUGCUGGUCCAAUUAAAAUACUGCACAUACUGCAAUACUCUAUCUUAUUUAUAAUAUAUAAUAUGCAAUCUGACUUUCUUUUCACUCUUACUAGACAUUUUUUAUUUACAUCACUGCAAUACUUUUAAAUAUACCACAUUAUAAUUCUAUUUAAAUAUCUGUAUGGAGAGUCAUGUAUACAUGGCAAAAGCAGUGUUGACAGGGGGUGUGUGUGUGUGUGUAUGUAUGUGUGUAUAUGUAUGUAUGUAUGUAUGUAUGUGUAUAUAUAUAUAUAUAUAUAUAUAUAUAUAUAUAUAUAUAUAUAUAUAUAUAUAUAUAUAUAUAUAUAUGUGUAUGUUAUUUUAUUUAUUUUACAAAUUCUGAGCCCAUAUCUCCAUGCUGAUAUAAUGUGAAAAGAGAAAACACAGAAGUGUCUUGAGUAUGUAGCAUUCAUAUGCCGUGAAGAGCGAAUAUAUGUAUUCAACGGAGUCCUCUCAAAGGGAAGUGAUUCGAUGACUGGAUUUUUCUUACAGUAGCUUACCAAUUAUAUAUGCUGUGUGCUGGCAGCAUUUUGCAUGUGAUGCCCAACAUAUCCAGGUUAGCAUAGAUUUCCCCCCUGCGCCCCCCAAGUUAGUUUAUCCCUGCCAGUACGGAAAUAUGUGGCAAGUGUAGAACGACUGUGAGUGAGCAGAUUGCUGGUGUUUGUUUAAAGCGUUGCAAAAAUGCACCUUUUAUUUCUAUAUUUCUUCAGCAACCUAUUUAGAGGAAAAAAAUGUUGGAAUAUGAUUUAUUCUAGCUGAACCUUUGACAGUUGGAAUACAGACUUUGUACAACUUAUAUGACUGCAAAUUCCUGUCCUAAUGUAUUUUACACCCCACCUCCUAUAUAAUGUAAGUUCGAUUGAGCAGGGUCCUCUUCAACCUAUUGUACCUGUAAGUUUUUUUUUUUUUUUUUUGUAACACUCUUCUUUAUAGUUAAAUCCUUCUCUCGUAAUAUUGUAAAGCGCUACGGAAUCUGUUGGCGCUAUAUAAAUGGCAAUAAUAAUGUCUGUAAUUUCUGCAAAAACAUGCAUAUGGCACCUUUUACGAACAAUAGAAGGAUUGAGAAAAUUAGGGCAUGCUUCCUGACCUGAGUGAGCAUCUCUACUACUGUCUCCCUCUACUGCUAGGCAUUGCGCUGUCACUCACUGAACAGGCAUCUUUGUAACAUUCAGCAAAACCUCUGACACUUGUGGGCUGUUACUACUCUUAUACAGGGUGCGCUACGUAGAAUAAAUGAGAUAAAUGGUACAAAUAGGAGAUAUUUACAAAGAAAGUCUCUGAAAAUACAAGGUGGGUCUUGGGUAGGUCUUCUUAGAUCCUUGAUAAGGUCCUCAGUGGUUGAUAUUAAAAAAAGACCAAUAGUGCAAAACUGUAUGGGGAUGGUGUCACGGACAACACAGAAAAGAGAAAUGCCAACUCACGAUCGAUAGAGCUAUGCCCAGCUCUAGGUAAAACAGCAUACAGUGGUAUUUGGAACUCCCCACAUGUAGGAUAUAGCUGGACAAUAGGUAAUUCUUCAAUAUUUUGUACAACGACUCAAAUAUGUGUCAGCAUAUAAAAAACGGACCAAUGGUACAAUAGCGUAUGACACCUGCAGCUACAAAAUUGUCAGUUGUGGUCCUACUGUAGCUUUCCGUGGAAGACUUGUAUCUCAUGAACAACUUUAUGCGUGCAUUCACAAAACCGCAUUGCUGUGUAAAUAUUUGUUUAAAAGUUUCAUUCUUGAAUGAGUAAUUUAAUGAAAACUGUUCAUGCAAAAUGAAUGGUAACUUUAUUUACGUUAUUGUUUCAGUCACAUUCUUGCAGUUUUGCUGGGUAGAGUAUCGGUUCCCCAAAAUAAUUUUAUUGAAGAUCUUAUAGGUCAAGUAGCAGUCGUGGUUUACGUGUGAACAAGAAAGAACAGUUUGUCAUAUGAAUCAAGAACCAAAUCUGCUUACUGUGCAAUGGUGCCAGUGGACUGUUGUCACUAAAACUCCUACAGCAAUUAGCAGUGGUUAUGGUAUGGAGUGCUCCUUUAAAUUAUCUGUAGUUCACACUGCAGGGGUGCCCAAACAGUAGAUCCCCAGAUGUUGUAGAGCUAAACUCCAAUGAUGCUUUUAUCUGGUGGUCUACAUUUUGGGCACCUCUAGCGUAGUGUCUAUGGGUAAAGCCCAAGUAGUCUGCCAGUAGAGAAUAAAAAAUUUAUUUAUUUGGUUGCAUCUCUCUCAUGCGCUCUCUCAUCAUGCUCUUGAAGUUGGUGUUUCAUAUGUGAAAAUAAAGAUGACACCAGGCAGUAUCUUCCACAGUCUGUUUGCUUAAAAUUACUUGCUUGAUAGAGGUGAAUAGGAACCUGUAACAGAAUUUUACUGUAGUUGUAAGGGGGCUAGGAGUGAUCCCCUUGAUUUUAAUUCACUCGAGUGUUUACUUUGGCAUACAAACCUUUUCUUUAACUGAUUUAUUAAUGUUAAACCAGGGCUUGACUAAUUUGCUUGGAAUCUAGAAGCCAGCUCGAAAAUUUAGGAGCCAAAGAAAUCCACGAUUAAAAUACAAUUCUUAAAGGGACACUAUAGUCACAGACCCACUACAGCUUAAUGUAGUUAUACUUAAAGGGACACUCCAGGCACCCAGACCACUUCUGCCCAUUGGAGUGGUCUGGGUGCCAACUCCCACUACCCUUACCCCUGCAAGUGUAAUUAUUGCAGUUUUCAUAAACUGCAAUAUUUACAUUGGAGGGUUAAGUCCUCCUAGUGGCUGUCUACUAGACCGUCACUAGAGGACACUUCUGUCCUAGAACAUGAAAAGUGUUAUAAAAACGCUGGACGUCCUCACACUAUGUUAGGACCUCCAGCGUCUCCGAAAUCCCCCUAGGAAAGCAUUGAAAGCCUUAUUCAAUGCUUUCCUAGGGGGAGGUCUAAUGCGCGUGCCGACAUUGAUGUCGGCGGGGGAGGAGCAUGGGCGGACCCUGACCCAGCACUGUGGGACAUCAGCGCUGGAUACAGGUAAGUCACAGAAUGGGGUUUUAACCCCUUCAGUGAUGGGGGGACCUGCAAUGCCAGGAAAACAAACUGGAUAGUCCUUUUAAGUCUAUAUCCUGUCCCUGAAUGCUUUUCAAUGUAAACACUGAAUUUUCAGACAAAGGCAGUGUUUACAUUGCUGCCUGGUGACACCUCUAGCGACAGUCACUCAGACGGCCUCUAGAGGUGCUUACUGGGUCAGUGCUUCACAAUGUGCAACACGUACAUUAAUGUUUCAUAUAGGUAUGCAUUGAUUCAAUGCACCUUUAUGAGAAAUUAAAUUUGUGCAGUGGCAUUUUGCAUGUGCAAUAGUUUCCAAUGCUUUCCUAUGGGGAAGCAUUGGAUUGGCUGAGAUAGUCAGGAUUGAAGAGGGGCCAGCUACGGCGUGAGUGAAAACACCUUUCCCAUGUGAUUAGAAGGAAGACACACUCAGUCCGAUAGUUUCGCUCAUAAACAUUCAGACACACACUCACAAGUUAUUACUUUUGUAUUUAAAUCCAUCCAGCCUCCUUACUUCUGGAGUGGAUAGGCUUUCCCUGGGGUUCAGUGGGGCUGCUGUCAUCUCCCUACUCUUCUGUUUAGUGGGUCAGAGUGAAUGAGCAGAGCAGCGAAAUUACAGCUCCCACGCCGCGGUUCUAAGUCAGCCGUCCGCCCCCUCACUCAGCAAUACAUGAGCCGGCCAGCUGACCGCCUCCCUCAGUCAGCAGCCUGCCUCAGCCCUCCGUGACCCGACUGCAGUCUCUGCUCUCAGGCAGCCGGUCACCUUAGGGGCUGAACAGGGUCACAAAUCCCGGGCCACGGCGACCUGGCGCCUGGGAUUUGUCGAGCCCUGUGUUACUUACAAAAUGUGAUUUGUGCAAUAAUUGCCUAUAAUUAAACAGUUUACUGUGAAUGUAUUGCAAAUAUGCAAGUAACUAGCAGUUCUGGCUGCAAACAUCUGCAGAGAAAAGGUUCUUGCUGGAGGGUUGUCUGUCUGGUCCCUUAUUUCAUUGAAGAUCAAAGUAAGCUGCCCACGUAGACUGCAGGUCACUGAAUUGAUUAGUAUUGUUGGCAGAAACGUGUUAAGUCUUUGCAGUGGAGGUCUGAUUGGAGAACUCUUAAAGGAACACUGCUUAAUGUAGUUGUUUUGCUGAGUAUAAUAGAUCCCUUCAGGCAUUUUCAUGUAAACACUGCCAAAGGUAAGAAGGCUGGGGGGGGAGGGGUUAAAAAAAAAAAGGCAGUGUUUACAUUGCCCCUAGGGACACCUCCAAGUGGCCACUCCUUAGCAGCCCUGCCGUUCAGCGUCCCCACGCUCUGCAUGAAGAAGCUGAAUUUUCCUCAUAGAGAUGCAUUGAUUCAAUGCAUCUCUGACGAGGUACUGAUUGGCCAAAACGGGAUUUGGCCCUGUGCAUAUUUUAGCCAAUCCAAUGCUUUCCCUAUGGAUUGGCUAGAAAUCGGCCAUUUUGAUGGUGUCAAAAAAGGGGAGUUUUAAACUUUUUUUUAUUUUUUUUUAUCGGGGGGGGCAAGCAACCUAAAUGGUGGGUUAAAAACUAUAGGGUCAUGAAUACAUGUUUGUGUUCCUGAUCCUAUAGUGAUCCUUUAAAUUCUGCAAUAUGUGUGUACUUUAGCCUGAGUCUCUGGGUAUCGUUCAAACUCUGCUUAUUCGGUUCAUAUGUGGAGGGAUGGAAAUCCUUGUAAUAUUUACCAAAAAAGUCAUUUGAAAUGCUGCAAUUUGUGAUGCAGAGUAUUGGGUGUUUAAAAAAUAAAUAAAUAAAUCUAGCAUCAAUUUUAAAAAAUGGUUUUGAUCAGUCUUAUUUUUGUGGUGGAAAAUGUGUAAUGAGGACCACCCCAACACCCAUUAGAACAUGGAACACUCCACUUCUCAAGUGCGAAACGGCAAAGGAAACAAUAAAUGCUCCACUGCGUAGCCGCCAUUUUCUCUCCCGAAGGCAGGCAGCGGUACCUGGUCAUCGAGUGCCUGGAACUUAUUUCGGAUAGGCACUCUGGUGAAGAUGAAACUGUUGCAUGUUUAGAGACGAACGGCUUUCGGCAGAUAGAGUGUAACUUAUUUGAGCAGUGUUCACAACUACCUAUUGUUCCUGUUGCAUUUUAUUGUCUCGUUUGGUAAAUUCCCCUCUUAUUCUAAAGCGCUGCGGAAUAAGCUGGUGCUAUAUAAAUAAUAACCAAUAAUUACCGAAUGGAGGGAGCAUUCGCUACGUGAAAGCAAUGGAAUAUCCUUUGUGGUUUUCGAAUAAAAACCCUCGAACUGAGACUGGCCGUUGCCACUAUUUCUCUGGAACUAUUUUGGGCUUCUACCUUGUGGUCGGCCAGUCAAAACUUUACCCCAGUGGAAUUCCAAACUAUUGAACCAAUCGGAGGGCUUUUUGGAUAUGUUAGGCGCUCAGAUCAGGGCUAUCCGGGGAUGUGACUCUCAAGGGGUUUCCAUGUAUUUUGGGGUGUUGUAAAACAUUUUUUAUACUUUUCUGUACUUGUGACAUAAGUUACAGGUUUCCUGACUCAAUUAUCUCAGGCACAGGGAGGAGUUUUACUAUGUAUAAAUUGCUUAUCUGAAAUUAACAGAUCUACUCCCUGCAUUCAGUCUCGACUAAUGUAUGGGGGGGAAAGCUAUACCAGCGGUAUUUACUUUAAUGGUUGAUAGAGCUACUUCACUUUGGGAAAGGGAGUCCAUGGCGGUGAUAUAGUGGCGGUCCGCCACACUGAGUACCUCUGUAAUCUGGGCUAAAAUCCAUAGCUACUCAUAACCUGUACAACAAACAUACACCUCUCUCUGGGAACUUCCUGGAGACGGGUACUUCAGUACAGCUUUUUUUGAGGUAGGAAAUGACUGAGACAGUUGAUUUCAAUAAUUUUAGAAAAAAGUGUACUUUACAGGAGCCAACUUUUGUAUUAUCAAUGCAACUGAGUUGAGUACUUGUUGGGCACAGGAUUUUUAUUUAGUUUUCUUUCCCUCUCCUGGCGUGUCCUUCCUUUGAGGCAAUCGUCACAUUGUACAUUUUUGUAAAAAGCUUUGAAAAGUUCAAUGUGUGUGUUUGUCUAUAUAUUUGGAUCAGUUGCCUGAGGGAUUUGUGAAACGCUGACAUUGAUGGACUUUUAAAGUGACAUUUCAAUUUAUAAUCUCUGCUAGAAGACUCCUUGCACAGUCAAGGGUAGGCAUCCUUUGGCACUCCAGGUGUUGUGUACUAAAUCUCCCAUAAUUCUCUUGCAGCCAUAAUGCUGGCAAAGCAUCAGGGGAGAUAUAGUCUACAACAUCUGGUGUGCUGAAGGUGGUCUACCCCUGGGAACGGUGAUGUCUCCUAAUACGUAGCUAAUAACUACGGGGUUUUGCAAAUGUAUCUGUACUCAAGCCCUCUCCUUCCAUGUCAGGGGAAGCUAUACUUACUCUAAUUUCUGUCUCUAAUCACUUGCUCCACAGUUGUUUGCAUGCACAGUACGCAGCAUGGGCGACUGCUGUAUACAGGACCAAUAAAAACUGCAUGGGGAUGCCGAAAUAAUAGCAGCUGUUACCCACUUAUUCAUCAGCUACAAUAAGAGGCUCCUAUUUAUGCCUUUACCUUCCCUCGCAGAGCUCUCUUCCUUGCUGGCUGGCUGUGUAUUUACAUCAGGAAUAUUACAGUGGCAAAGUGUUACACUCCAACCUGCACCAUAUCAAUUCAUACCAGGCAUUGUUGUAGUGAUGUGCUGAGAGCAUUUACCUGAUGCUGUCAGCCCAUCACUAAACAGUUUAACCAUAAAUUUGGGCCAGGCACAUGAGGACUCCAGGCACUGUAACCACUCUACUUAAUCAAGGGAAGUUAUGGUGCUUAUCAUAUCCCUUUUGUGUCAUAGUAAGUGUAUCAUUACUAUGAUAUACUAGAUCAGGGGUUAGGCAACCUUUGGCACUCUAGAUGUUCCAAACUACUUCUUUGUAAUGUUUUUACAGCCAUGAUGCUGUCAGAGAAUCAAUGGAGAUGUAGUCCACAACAUAUGGAGUCCCGAUGGUUGCCUUCCCCUGCACUAGAUCAUAAAACCAUAUGUUUGAUCCAUACCUCCCUAUACACAGCAGAUCCAGAUGUGACUUUUGGCUUUGCCUCUAGUUUUCAGUUUGUGAAUACAUUACACUCCUAUAAAGAUGUUAAUCCAACACGCUGGAAGCUGGUCUUUGUAAAGAGUUAAUGGCUGCAAGGUGAGCUUCCUUAGAGGUGAACUUGUUUCAUUCUAUUGCACCAGCACAUGAUGAAACAGAGAAACUGUGUUAUUGCAAAAGGUUCUUCUUUUGUUUUCAAAGUGUCAGGUAUUCUCAGAAGUGUUAAAAAAAAUAAAAAAAAAGAAAUAAAAUAAAAUCCCCUAUUCCUUUCACCACCACUCAAAAAAUAAAAAAAUGUAUUAAAACAUUAUAAAGGCCUUUUUAGCCACACACCACUGGCAUGUUUUAUACAAAUACAUUUAUAAAAAAUAAAUUGCUUGUAAUAUUUAAAGCAAAACUAUAGCAUUAGGAAUACAAAGUACAAGUGACUUCUCAUUGUUUAGAAUCCAGAACUCCACAUACAGUAAAAAAUAAAUAUUAAUUUACCCGGUACAGCUGCCCACUCCUGUAACAAUGGCAUCUGGCAGGUGUCGUUUAAAUAUCUUCUCAUCCUCAUCAGGAAGACAGCCAGUAAAGGUGUGUUUAGCCCUACAAUAGAAACCUUACUGCGUCUACUAGACCACAAUGUCAUUGCAGGGCAAAACCUAAAAGAUUACUGUAUCCAGAAGAUUUUGUUGAGUAUAUUAUUAUAUUCUAGCUAUUGGGACUGUACUUGAAGUCUUCUGACAUUUGAUUUAAGUAGCAUUGUCACUUCUGGCUUUAUCACAAACAACAAACCUUACACACAACCUAUGAAUGAUGAUCAAAAUGUUGGCGAAUGUAGCAAAAGGCACAUCCAGCAUCACUUGCUAACUGGUGUCUAGUGCAGAAGAAGACUGUUGCAUCUCAUUAAGCGUGCUUGAGAAGAUCUGUAGCAGAUGUUUGACAUCUAUAGUGUUUGUCAAACCGAAGUCAAAUUUUUUUUUAUUUUUUUUUUUUUUGGUCUGCUUUAUGGGAUCUUUGUAGAACUUACUUUCUCUGUAGAAACAGUGUUUGCCUUCAUUCAUUCUCUGUGUGCCUAACAAAAAAUUUGUUGAAUUUAGUCUUUAAGUUUCACAUUGACCUAUUGGUGGUAAGUGGUAUUGACUGUGUUGUGCUUCCUAUAAUGCUGCUUAUAAGUGCACCUAUUAGAAAAUGUCCUGUUAAGACUACUCUUUUCCAUCUUAAAGGGAUACUGUAGGCAUCAAAACAUCUUUAGCUUAAAGGAACACUAUAGUCACCUAAAUGACUUUAGCUAAAUAAAGCAGUUUUAGUGUCCAGAUCAUUCCCCUGCAAUUUCACUGUCAUUUAGGGGUUAAAUCACUUUGUUUCUGUUUAUGCAGCCCUAGCCACACCUCCCCUGGCUAUGAUUGACAGAGCCUGCAUGAAAAAAACCAAACUGGUUUCACUUUCAAACAGAUGUAAUUUACCUUAAAUAAUUGUAUCUCAAUCUCUAAAUUGAACUUUAAUCACAUACAGGAAGCUCUUGCAGGGUCUAGCAAGCUAUUAACAUAGCAGGGGAAAAGAAAAUCUUAAUUAAACAGAACUUGCAAUAAAGAAAGCCUAAAUAGGGCUCUCUUUACAGGAAGUGUUUAUGGAAGGCUGUGCAAGUCACAUGCAGGGAGGUGUGACUAGGGUUCAUAAACAAAGGGAUUUAACUCCCAAAUGGCAGAGGAUUGAGCAGUGAGGCUGCAGGGGCAUGUUCUAUACGCCAAAACUGCUUCAUUAAGCUAAAGUUGUUCAGGUGACUAUAGUGUCCCUUUAAUGAAGCCGUGUUUGUGUUUAGAUCAAGCUACUGUGGUCUUACUACUCCAUUAUCUGCCACUUGGGAGUUAAAUCGCAUUUGUUUCUGUCUAUGCAGCCCUAGCCAUACCUAUUGUCACCAGAACUACGACUUAUUGUAGUUGUUCUGGUGUCCACUGCUGGUCCCUGCAGGCUUUUUAUUUUGUAAAGACUGCCUUUUUAACCAUAUAUUGUCCGGAAAGCCCAUUUUGUUUCCUGACUUUUCUUUAAGCUAAAGUUGUUUGUUUUAGUGCCUAUAGAAUCCAUUUAAUGUUUAAGGAGACAUGUAUGCAGCCUCCUAUUCUUCACUCGCAGCAUAAAAGUUGUUACCUUCCCAUCCAACUCCAAGGCAGCCCCAGCUGCAGUUCCUAAUAGUAUGGUUGCUUUCCACUUAUUCAGCACUUCUGCUCAUCCUAUGUGCAGCAUUUUAAUUUUUCAGAUAUAAAACAUGCAAUUUGUUUUAAGUUUUUUUUUUUAUCAGAUGAAAGCACGUACUGGUGCUGCCUGGUCUUGAUGCAAAUGUCAAGAGUUAAGCUAUAGGCAGAGAGCUUCCGGCUCUCAAAGAGGCAGGGACUGGAAUUUGGCGGAUCCCAACUAAAAAGUCGUGCCAGUCAUUUACAUGAGAGGGAGUGUUAGAGCUCUCCUGUCCCCAUAACCUUUAGAGCAUGCUGUAGUGGUUAUGGUAAUUGAUGUGUUGCCUUAAAUAACCAACUACGUAGGUUCUUUACUAAAAUGUUGUCGAAAUGGUGCUCAAGUAAAAACUGUUCCGAAUGGGGUGGGAAAAAUAAUCAGCCAACAGCACACCAGUCACUUAAUUUUUACACCCUUAAGGACUGAACGAGUGCAGUUCCAUGUUCUUAAGGGACACAUAUCAAUUUUCUCUGUAUUAAUCGUGUGUGUGUGUGUAUGUAUGUAUGUAUGUAUGUAUAUAUGAUUUUAUUGUGAAACUAAUGGUCUUAUCAUAAUGUUCUCUCUUCAGAUGAAAGGCGCUCUGACUGAAAUCAUCCAACUGGCUACCUUAGACUCUGAUCCCUGGAUAUUAAUGGUAGCUGAUAUAUUGAAAACCUUUCCAGAUACAGGAUCCUUAAAUCUUGACCUCGAGGAGCAAAAUCCAAAUGUUCAGGACAUCUUAGGAGAACUUCGAGAAAAAGGCAAGCUACCAAUUCUCACAAUCUAUUUAGUCCAGCAUUUUUAAUACCACUGCCGUCUCUGAGCUUGUUUACUCUUAAAGGGAUACUCCAGUGCCAGGAAAACAAAUUGUUUUCCUGGCACUGCAGGUCCCCUGUCCCUCCCACCACCAUCCCCGGUUGCUGAAGGGGUGAAAACCCCUUCAGUCACUUACCUGAGACCCCCGCCGAUGUCCCUCGACGGUGGUUUCGGGUCGCCGCUCCUCCCCUUCCUUAUGUUGGCUAGUGGGCAAGACUGAUGCCGCCGGCCGGGGAGACCUAAUGCGCAUGCUUUUCAAUGCUUUCCUAUGGGCAAUUGAGCACCGCUGGAGGUCCUCACACAGCGUGAGGACAUCCAGCGACGCUAUAGUACAGAAAACCUAUGCUAUAGACACGGAAGUUCCCUCUAGUGGCUGUCUAGUAGACAGCCACUAGAGGAGGAGUUAACCCUACAAGGUAAUUAUUGCAGUUUAUAAAAAAAAAAAAAAAAAAAACUGCAAUAAUUACACUUGCAGGGUAUAGGGUAGUGGGAGUUGGCACACAGUAAAGAUAAAGAUACUCCGGUAUUGUGAGUGGAAAUCUUGGACCUAUAUAAACUAUUCGCUGUGACAUUAACACCCUUCACUCACUUUAAAAAAAAGUGCUCUGAAUCUUGUUACUUUGUGUGUGUAUUUUAGAAUUGUUACUAGCAGUGCCUGUGUAUUUUGUAGCGUUUUGAGUGUGAUGUUACACUUAAUAGGUGUUUGAGUGGUGUUUUAUUUCUAUUUACCGUAUAUACUCUAAUAUAAGCCGAGGUACUUAAUUUUACCACAAAAAACUGGGAAAACUUAUUGACUAGAGUAUACGCCUAGGGUGGGAAAUGCAGCAGCUACUGGUAAAAUUAAAAAUAAAAAUAGAUCCCAAUAAAAUUACAUUAAUUGAGGCAUCAGUAGGUUAAAUGUUUUUGAAUAUUUAUUUACAGUAUGUGUAUAGAAUGAAUGGUGUGUGUGUGUGUGUGUGUGUGUACAUAUUGAGUGUCGUGUGGGGAGGGCAUUUUUAAUAUUUUAAUAAUAUCGCGGUCUGCGUGCAGCGCGGAGCGUUGCCAUGGUAACCUGUGGCAACACUCUGACUGCUGCGGGACUCUCAAGAUUUAGAUGGAGGAGCUGCAGGGAGCUGCUGGAAAGGUAAUGAGCCGGCAGUCCUGGUCUAUAUUAUGGCAAUGUAAGUUGCCAUAAUACAGACCCUGACUCGAGUAUAAGCCGAGGGGGGCUUUCUCAGCACAAAAAAUGCUUAUACUCUAGUAUACACGGUAUUUAUUUUACUAACUCUUCCUUGGUUAUAAAGUAGGGAUGCACCGAAAUUAAAAUUCUGGGCCAAAACGGAAAAUUAUUUUUUUUUUUUAAUUAUCUAUUUAUUUUUUUAUAAUUUCAGUAAUACUAGACUUUUUAAUUAAUUUAAUGAAGUCUAAUAUGAAAAACUGCCCUCCUCCAUUCUCUUUUAGUGGCCCCUCUACCCCAGUGUUCCUUUUCCCUUCCUUGUACCUCAGUCCCCCCCGCCCCCUUUUAUAGUGUUCUUUCUUCUCCCCCGUCCCAUAGUGUACUUUUCUUCCCCCUCCCUUGUCCCAUAGUGUACUUUUCUUCCCCUUCCCCUGUCCCAUGACGUCCCCUUCCCCUGUCCCAUAGUGUUCUACCCACCCUGUCACAAGUGCAGUAUUCUUGACUUUUCAUGUUAUCAUUACUAUCUUUCAUUGUGAUCUAUAAUCAUCUGAAUUGUCAAUGCAAGCAUGUCUGUUAAACUAUGCACUACAAAAAUAAAUAAUGUAUAUUACAAAAAAGAGAGAAAUCGGCAAAAUGUGACCAGUUUUCGGCUGAUAAUUUAGGUGCAUCCCUACUAUAAAGCAGGAUUGAUGCCCCAGUAUAAAGUUUUAAUAACUGACUUUUUGGUUUGUUGACAUUCUAUUUGUAUGAUCAAUUAACAUGCUAGUAUGGAUUUUUUUUUUUUUUAGGAUUUUCCCAACACACACAUGCCAUUUAUUCUAUACACUACAGCUUAUUCUUGUGCAAGUAGUCAGAUUGCAGUCACGUUUGAUUCUUAACCACAACGUGCUUGGCAAUCAUGUGAAUGUAGUGCUGCUGGAUGUCCUUUUAUAAACUUGUGUUUUCCUGUAUGGGCAUCAUGCUGUAAAUCUAGGAACUUCUGGCUUCCUCUCCCACAUAGAGGAAGGUUGUACUGUCUAUGUACUGAUUUAUAAUUCCAUUAUACCAGGUUUACUUUUCUUGCUCUCACCCAGUUAGUGAAUGCGAGGCUUCUUCAAUGCUACCUCUGGAGUGCCAGUACCUAAACAAGAAUGCCCUGACAAUGCUGGCCGGACCACUUACUCCUCCAGUGAAACAUUUCCAACUCAAGCGCAAACCAAAGAGUGCCACGCUCAGGGCUGAGCUUUUACAAAAAUGUAAGUUGUUCGCGUGCUUAACACUUAAGGUGACCUCUCAUGUCUUGUAAAAAGUCAAAGCUGGUUUUUCUGUAACUUUUGCUAAACCUUAUUGUUUCUCUUGUAGUUUAUGAAUGAAUACAUUGUUUGUUUUUAGCCACAGAAGCUGCACAGCAACUGAAAAAGACAGCAGGAGUUCCAUUUCAUGCGAAAGGAAGGGGCCUGGUGAAAAAACUGGACACAACUAGUAAGUUUAACCUUGCUGAUAUGCAAGCAGUAUAUUGCUUUUCAUUUUUUCCCCUCUAUUUUUGAAGAAGAUUGUAUAGGAGGUCUGUAAGCUGUGCAGAAUUUACAGUGAGCUCUCCCUAAACCCGAAAGCAACUGGUUACUAGACUUUUUUUUUCUUUUUUUCUUCUAAAGCAGUGCUUGGCUCUCCAUAACCAGUGCUCUAAGAACACAGCUAGAGUUUCUGGACUCUGGUUGAAUUACACUGCAUGUGGAACAAAACUGGUGCUUGGUUUGCCUUUAAAAAUAACACUAAAGAACAUUAAAGGGACACUAGUCUCCAAAACAACUUUAUUUUAAUGAAGUAGUUUUGGUGUAUAGAUUAUGCCCCUGCAGCCUCACUGUUCAAUUCUCUGCCAUUUAGAUGUUAAAUUACUUUGUUUAGGAAGCCCUAGUCAUACUUUCUGUAAAGCGGCAUCUAAUGUUUACACUUCCUGUAUUGCAAAUUCUGUGUAUUUUAAAGCUUCCUAGACUCUUCAAGAGCCUCUGUAUGUAAUUACAUUUUAAUUUACAAAGCAGAAGAUACAAACUUUUAAAGUAAGUUACGUCUGAUUGAAAAUUAAACCACUUUAUUUCAUGCAGGAUGUGUCACUCCCUGACCAGGGAAGGUCAACAAAAGUAAUUUAACUCCUAAAUGGCACAUAAUUGAGCAGUGAAAGUUCAGAGGCAGGAUCUAUACACUAAAACUUCUUAAUUAAGCUAAAGUUGUUUUGGUGACUAGAGUGUCCCUUUAAGAAGGAAAAUUCAUAACUGUAACUUUACAUGAGCACUACAGGGUCAGGAACACAAACAUGUAUUCCUGACCCUUUAGGGUUAAAACCACCAUCUAGCCACCCUGGUCCCCUCAUGCCUCCCUAAAUAUAGUAAAAUCUUACUUGUAUUCAAGUCUGGAGAUGCUUACUUUGUCCAUUUCCUUUUGACCUUCCCACUGACCUCAUCAGUAGUGGUAGCAUUAUCCAAUCACAAUGCUUCCUCAUAGGAUUGGCUGAGACUGACAAGGAGGCAGAGCCAGCACAGAAUCUCUGAGGAAAGUUCAGUGUCUGCAUGCAGAGGGAGGAGAUACUGAAUGUUUGGAUGCAUUUUAGGCAGCCAUGACCCAGGAAGGAUCUCCAACAUCUAUCUGAAGAGUGGCCAGUGAAGUUAUCACUAGGCUGCAAUGUAAACACUGCAUUGUCUCUGAAAAGACAGGGUUUACAACAAAAACCCUGAAGGUAAUGAUUCUACUUGCCAGAACAAAUGCAAUAAGCUGUAGUUGUUCUGGUGACUAUAGUGUCCCUUUAAUACACAUAGCACUAAACAUAUGUUGGGGUGUGUUGGUCCUUUUUAAAGGUCUCUGGCAUAUUUGCACAAGGACCAAGUAAUGAUCUUGACCCAUUCUUACAUUUUCAAUAUGGCUUUUUAAUAUAAAAACCCUUGUGCUGGUUAGCUGAGUGGCACCAUCAGAAGUGCUGCUAAUUGUCUGACAGUGCCCAUAAACGGUCAUCAGCAAAACCACUAUACUAAGCUGUAGUGAUUAUUUUGCUUGGUGUCCUUUUCAAAUUUACUUGAACACAAAUCUGCACACACUAAAAAAAGCACCUGAAUUCUUAAUUUUUUUUUUAUUUAUUUUUUUAUUUUAUUUUAUUCAUGUUCUCCAAUCAGCUCCUCUGAAAGGCAUACCAAAGCAAGCUCCAUUCAGGAGUCCAACUACACCUAGUGUAUUUAGCCCAACGGCAAACAGAACACCCAUUGCACCUUCCAGAACACCGCUGAGGAAAGAGAGAGGUGUCAAGGUAUGUGAACAUUCUUUUAAUCAUUUUCCUUCACUCCAUGGAGUUUUAUUUUAUUUAUUUAUUUUUUAUUUAUUUUUUUUGAGUACAUCUUGUUGACAUAGUUUGUCUAGGCUAUGCAGAGCUUUAGAUUGAUUUAUUUUUAUAUAUUUUUUUUGGCUUAAACAAAAUUAACUUUUUAAAGUCUAUAUUUUUACAGCUUCAGGAAAUAAAACUUUCAGAUGAUUAUAUAUUCUUGCAUUUACUGUUUUGAUAGUUUUUGGACAUAAAGGAACUGGACAUGGUUGGCGCAGGCCGAGAAGCCAAGAAGAGGAGAAAGACUGUUGGUGAAUAUAGUGUGGUUUUACAAAUGUUGGGGCGUUUUAAACCAACUGACUGUUGCCAUUUGUUUAAAUCUGAAGAAUUCAAAGAGUUUUUUUUUUGGUUUGUUUUUUUUUUAAUCAAAAGAUGUGGAAGUUGUGGAAAAACCCCAAAAAGAAGAGCCUGUUGUGGAAAGUGCUACUCCAGAUUAUGCUGCUGGCCUUGUACCUACUACACAAGUACGUCUGUCUUAUAGUCUUUUUACAAACCAGUUUAUUUCAAGUCCACCUUUUUAUAAAGAAGUCAGCUUGCAUGGGGCAUACAUACAUUUAUUUAUUUAUAUAUAUAUAUAUAUAUAUAUAUAUAUAUAUAUAUAUAUAUAUAUAUAUAUAUAUAUAUAUAUAUAUAUAUAUAUAUAUAUAUAUAUAAAAUUUAUUUACUAUAUUGAUUUUCUAUACUAUGUAUAAUAUAUAUUUUUAGUUUAAUGUUUUGUCGUUUCCAUGUAUCAGAUGAAACUGCUUACAAUGACUUUCUAUCCUCUGUGUAGAAACUUAGUGCUCUGAACUCAGAGAGUGCACUUCCAUCUACCAGCUACAUGCCUGCCACCCCGAGUGUGGUACCAUCCUCCUCUUAUAUCCCAACGUCGGAAGCACAGCAGGGUGAGCAAAGAAAUGGGUCGGGCAUGUACAUCCCUGUAUGUGGUCAUUAUAGCACCGCUAGUUAUUUUAUUUAUUCGUUUAGCAUUCUUAAGUGAUUCUAAAAAAAAAAAGUGUAUUAUUCUGUGUACUUGUCAGUAGGAAGGUGUUUAUGUACUAUUUGUGCAUUGCCUUGUUUUCAUUUUAUAUUGCUCAUAUUUGACACGGUCGUCAUUGUCAGCCAUGUGAUUAAAUAAAGUUUGGUUUUUGGUUUCCGGUCCCGUAGCUGGAUCUGUACGGGAAGCCUUGCAGACUACGAGACAAACUGAGGAGUCCAUACCUUCUAGCAAUCCACCUUUUAAGCAAAGGACUCCUAUGUAUCACAGCAAUUCCAAUGCCGCUGCUGCCACCACACCCACACCUGCAGCCACGCCUACCUCUCCACUAACACCUGCAGCGCCUCCACUCGUGUCUCCAGCAGCUCAGGCACCUCAGAUCACCACUCAACCUCAGCCCAAAAAAAGUCUCUCUCUCACAGUAAGCAUCGUCUUCUCUUCUCUGCAGGGUUUAACUUUAUCAUGAAAUCUGUUUGUAAAAUUAGUUUGGUAAAAGAGCAAAUACCUCCUCUACUGUACGAAGGCCAAGUGGAGUCUACAUAUCAUGGAUGUAUUAAAAGCAAGGUGCUUACAAAUUCCACCUCUGCCAGCCUUAACUCUACCACUUGGAAUGUCUUAUAUUAAUAAGGAUUUAUUAAUAACUAGCAAUUCUAAAUUCCAAAUGGAAAUCUCAUGUGAAGCAUGUCUUGUUUAUCUUGGUGGGGGGAAAUAUAAAAUAGAUUUUCUGAGUCAGCACCAAUAUGUCGAACAAUUAACAGUUAACAGUUUUAAUUUCAGUUUAAAUUGGCACUUUUAUAAUUGUGGGCAGAAACAUUUCUCAAGCUGUCUGACAUUUUCUUCCACCGGCUCCACACCACAGAGCUGGCAGGAAUGGCAGCUCCAGCUCCUUGAGAAUCAGAAGAUAGCUGCAGUCACCGCUCCAGGGCAGUGGCUUCUUGAUGAGAUUUUUAGUCUGUGCCGUGGAAAGAGUGGAGGGCUCCCGCUGGUCUGCAGCUUUUGCAAGCAAGCUGGUUUUUCAUGUACCCCACAAGAAAACCAUCAAGGAAAAUAAAAUCUUUGGGGGUAUAUCUAUUAAAUUGUAAAAAAAAAAAUGAGGUUUUCCUUUAAUAAUGCUUAAAAUGUUUUUCAGAUACUGACGUAGGUGGAUACUGUAUUCUUGUUUAUAAAUCAUAACCAUUUCUAAUUAAAACACAAUGUAUAUGCAUGGAAGGUAGGUUAAUUGUCCUUUAAUAUUGUGUCAUUGUUUCAGAGAGAACAAAUGUUUGCUGCACAAGAAAUGUUCAAGACUGCAAACAAGGUUACAAGGCCAGAAAAGGCCCUUAUACUUGGUUUCAUGGCAGGUUCCAGAGGUACGUUUCACAAUAAAAUCUCUAAUUGAUUACAUUAACAAGGAGGGGUGAGAACGUGAAGGGUUUGUAAUUGUAAGAUACGUUCCAAAAUGAAAAUUUCACAUCUGUUGGUAAUCUACUUUCAACAAGUUUGUCUGCCUUACUUGAGCAGAUUAUUUUUUUAUUUGUGUGUUUUUUUUUUGUUUUUUUUAAUAUACAAUAGUUAUGAAUUGUCCAGGAACCUCCAAGUCUGGUGUUUUGUUACAGCUUACUUGAGGGUUAUGGGGCAGCACCUAAUGACCAGUGCAGUUUGCCCCAUAACCAGUACAAUGAACUAUAGCGCUUGGAGUGUCCCAUUUAAACCUAUGCUGCUCAGGGAGGUUGCGGUGUUUUUAAGUUGAGAUUAACCAAUGUGUAUGUUUUGCUGCAUUUACAGAGAACCCAUGCCCAGAACAGGGUGAUAUCAUUCAAAUCAAACUCAGCGAAUACACAGAAAUUUUGCCGAAAGCAGAUGGCACAGGCAGCACCACAAUGUUGGUGGACACUGUGUUUGAAAUGAACUAUUCUACUGGCCAAUGGACCAAGCUUAAAAAAUAUAAGCCUAUAACCAAUGUAUCAUAAUGAAUUCCAGAAAGGAACUAUGGACCAAACCAGACUUUCUGGUUCAUGUUUAUCUCUAAGCCAACACCACAAAUCUAAUGGAAAAAAUACGGUGGGACGUAAACAAGAAAAGUGGCACAAGUUGCAUUACCUUCAGCUGAAUUCAAAGAGAAACUUGAUGUCUAUUAAACAAGUUCUUUAAGCAAAAUUUACAAAUGAAAAAUUGGCCAGUUUUUGUACUACAAAAGCCUGUUUUAACGUGAUACAAUUGGAUACAGAUACGGUUUGGUUUGAAGAUUCUUGCAAACUAUUUUGUAUUUCGUGACCCUUUAUUUCUGCCCUCUUAGUUUUUGUGUUUUUUUGUUUUUUUUUUGUUUUUGUCCGCCUCACAGGUUACUUUUUAACUCCUUAAGUGCCAAGUACAUUCUAUGCUAUCAGUUUCAUCUGUUCAUCAAAGACCCUCUGCUAACAUGGAAUGUCCUACUUGUUUGUAGUCUACAGUGGCCUCCCUAAUGCUGAAUGGGAAGUCCGUUCUUGUCAAUGUAGGGUCCAUACACAAAAAGUAUUUGGUCUUUAAUGGGGUGUUGAUGGCUAGUGGGUUUGGUUUUGGUUUUUCCAAUUGCUGCCUUUAAAAUGUUAUGCUACCAAGGCUUUUUUUUUUUCUCUAAAAUAAACAGUGAUUUGUGCAAACACAGUUUUCACUAACAAUAAGCAGGUUGGUAAUAAUAUAGUUGAAUUGGAGGAUUCUUCCAUAAUUUUGCAACUUUGGGUUUUCCUCUUUCCCUCUGUAGUGAAUAAACCCCAUAAACUUUAUCUCCAUAUUAUUAUUUUGUUUUGUUUUAGUCUGUUCACGUCUCAUGCUGGACAUUUGAAGUGGACACCCCUGCCACUGCUUAACAUUGUGAUAUCCAGAUUGUUUUAAUACUUACUCCUGACGAGUACAAGGCAUCCUCAAAAGCUGACCUCUAUAGACCCAGACCAAGCAUAAUCUUGUGAAUGUGAAGUAGCUGAGUAAUGUCAUCUGUUGCUCAACCCCUUUGGCAUGAACAAAGUUUAAGAAACGGACCCUCUGUCACUUUUGCAAACAGAAGUAUGGAGGGAAAUACACAAAUUCCAUUUAUAGAAGUAACACAUUUUCUCUUGGUUUAAAGGAACUUAUCAAACCCAUAAUGCAUUUCAGCUUGCAGUUAAGUGUCAGAUCUGUUGCCUAAUAUAAAUGGCAAUUUAGAGAUAUAUGCACUCUUUUUUUUUUUUUUUUUUUUUUAUAAGGCUCUAGGUUGCACCCUCCCAACUGUCUGCUCUUCCUUGUACACGUUUAGGUUUCAAUGCUUCUCUAUGAGCAGUAUUACUGGUAAAUUGUGGAAGUUGCAGCGCCCUGCCUCACAGUGCUUCUCUUUGUGGCGCAUUGGUUGACCAGGAGAUGAUCAUCCCUAAUGAUCUCCUGGACACAGUGCGGUGUGGAGGCCAUCUCACUGCUGUAUUAGUAAUAAAGUAACCUAUCUUACGGGAUGCUGAAGAGUUGCAAAAUGGCUAGCCAGGUUAACAGUUUGGGUGAAAAUGUUUAGGUGUCCUAAAUUAAAGGUUAUAAGAGGUUAAUCCCCCUCUCCUCCCACCCCCCUUCCCAAAUUACAAGUUUGCAUUCGCCUCUCCAACUCAUUGUUUUGUGAAUAGGUAUGUUGAGUAUUAGUCAGUUGUGGCGUGUUACAGUAAGGGUGGGCAUGUUCUAAUACAGUGGUCCAUUAUGCAGAUGAUACACUAGCUCUAUUUAAUAUGAACGCACCAUGAGUACAGGUCACUUAAACUGAAAAGCUCUACCCACAGGUGGUGGUGUUUUCUAUGGUGUCCACCUUCCUCCUACUCCUCCACAUUGGAAGCCCACCAAUUUUAAAUGCAUUUAUAACUUUUAUUUACAGUUUAUAUAAACACACUGUAUAGAUGUAUGUAUGUACCUGAUGUGGAAAAUUUUCAUAGCAAUGUUAUAAAUGUAUUUAUAAAGGGGUAUCUGUAUCUAAUAAAAUGUAAAAUACCUACUCCAGGCACAAGAUGUCAGUGUCUGUAAAAAUAGAGCUGUAACAAUCCCUUUUCCAGCCUUAAUUUUUAGCACACUAAACAAAGAUGCCCCUGAAAUAUGGCCAAAAUAUUCUGUAAAGCAGUGUUUCUUUGGGUUUUUCCUUUUCCACCUCCAUAUCACACUCUACUCUGCGAGAUAGACAUGCAAGACAACCGUACACUUAGGUAGUUGGGUAAUAAAUUCGAAAGGGGUCAGUGAAUUUAUGGUCCUGAAUAAGUAGUGGUGUACAGCAGUGACAUAUUGCAUAGAGUAAUCAGUAUAGCAUUGAGUCCAAUUAAAGUAUUCUCCGGUAGAUGAAAAACUAAAUCUGAUUUUGCAUUUGAGUAAGCCCUGUAUUUUUAUUUCCCCUUACUUUCUGCUUAUUUUGAGGUUUGUCAAAAAUCCUAGUUGGUUUUAUUUUUUUGUUAGCCCAUUAUUUUGAUACUUCAGUUCAGAUUCCUGUGAGCAGGAUUUAAAUGUUUCACAAACGAUAUACUAGAAUCAAACACUGUAAGGGCUUGGUGGUACAUUGCCAUGCAAUGUUGCAAGUCUCCUGUGGUGCAAAACGUAAUGGCUAUUUGUAGAAAUUGUACUAGCAUUUUAAAAAGUUUUUGCAUUUGUUAAAAUGGUGGAGGAUGGAGCCUGGUUGUAUUGCUUACAAGCAAAACUUGUAAAGGUUUAUUUUAUUUUGGUUUUCUCCCUGUGCUGGAUCCACAUUUGUCCUAUAUUUACAUUACUGAAAGACAGAUGAUCUUUUCUGAAUGUACUUCAAAUGCUUUUAUGAAUCUGGAAACAAGACUUGUAUAUUAAACAAAUAAACAUUUUACUAUGGAUUCCAGAACCUGGACAAGAUUUUCUUUUUGAUAUUUUUUUUUUUUUCACUGCAAGUGUUUAAUCUACAGCGUCAUAUGGUUUUGAUUACUUUAUUUUCCCUUUUUUUUGUACAGUUGUUUUAAAAUAUGGUUUGUCUUCUGCUAUUCAUUUUCUGUGUAUCACAAUGUGUAUAAUAAAAGUUUAGAUUUUCUAAGAAAA